UUUAUGCCCCAGAAGGUGCUCGUAUUUUACUACAAAAUUAUAAAACCAGUUAUUCCACGAUAUUAAAUGAAAUCUGUGAAAUGUUAAGUGAAGAGUGCUUUAUAAAAAUGCCAAGAAAUGUUUCUAACAAUACUAGACCUACGCCUGAAAUCGUCGCGUAAACAAGUGCCCUACAUUUCAUACUUUUUCUCAAAUGGAAGAAAGUUUCGUAUUUGUACUUCUUUAUAAGGGAUCAUAAUAAUAAACUUGUAAUGGGUAAUAUUAUCGGGCUUUAUGGUGUCGAAAUCGAUUGAUAAACUAUUAUGUAUACAUUAAUAGAGAUAGCUUUGAGCUUAGCAGUGCUAGCCACUUUUGUCACUGUCCUAUCAGGAUGCGUUUGUGGCUGUAAGAACUCCAACCAAAAAAGUGAGUUGGUUGGUACGGCCGGUGUGGUCAAAAUCCGUUUGGAUGAGGAGGUACCAUCUCCAACACCCACCACUCCGGCCUCCAUCAAGCGGGCAUCCACACAAAACAGCCAGCGUAGUUUGCCAGAAAUCCCACAUCCUGUUGGAAGACAUGACAGUGGUGACACAGCAUCUGAAAUUUAUGCAACAGUCAAUUUAGAUGAAGGAAAUAAAACCGCAGUGGUUGCGUCUACGAGCCGAGACCAUCCCUACGAACAUGCCUAUGCUAAACUUCAAAACGAAAGUCACAACGUAAUCGUAGAAAUAACACCUGACGAAAGAUCGGAUAAUGAAAUUCAAAUCGAUGAAAGAGAAGCGGCCCCUUCGUCCGCCGCUGAAGCCGUGCUCAUAUCGGCGUCGGUGGCGAUCAGCGGCCAGCUGCCGUCGAGCCAGGAGCUGCCCUACAUCACGCCGCCCUCGCCGCGCCCCGAGCCCGUGCACUUCAGCGGAGACUCCACCGACUCCGCCAAGGGUUACACGAGCAUCUCGGUGCGCGAGCCGCUGAGCAAUAUCCGCGCGCAAAGCGCGAAGCCCACGCAGCCUCACUACGCUACCGUCUCCGACGAUUCGGAUGAGAUGUAUGCAGCAAUAGAGGAAGCUAGCGUUGGUGAGGGGUCGGACACGUACGCGCAGAUCGCGCCCGAGCCUCGCCGACGAGAACCCUCCGUCGCCCCCGCCGCCGUGCCCGCCGCACCCGUCGCACUGCAGGCCGACGUCACACACCACGCCAGAAGGAGUGCUCCACCUGAAAUUGGAGCAUCUACGUCUACAGCAACACAUUCCCGCCAAGCGUCAAUGUCAUCUUGCUCAAACUCGACGGGAGCACUGGGAUCUCCUAAACCGGAGAAGCGACAGGCCAACUCUCCGCUGCCACCGCCCCCACACCCUUCGCACGCUCCACAUCCCGCACACGCCUCGCACGGCACGCAUACAACGCACACCGCACACGCCACUCACGCCGCACACUCCUCACACGCAACACACGCCACUCACUCUGCACACUCCACACAUGCCACACACGCCACUCACACUGCACACUCUACACACGUCGCCCACGCCACACAUGCUGCACACAGCACACAUGCAGCGCACGGAACACACACUGCGCACGCUCCGCACGCGUCACAUCCGCCUCGCACCGCGGAUACACUUGCGCAAAGACAUCAGAGGAUAUCUAGCACUGGUGACCUUCAUUUUAAUCACGACAAACUACGCCGCAGCCUCAAUGAGAAACACCAGAGGAAUAACAGUUGCGUCAGUUCUUCCGACUUUUAUGGGUGUAAUUAUCCGGUUGAAAAACAUCGGUUUAGCUCCGGCGACCUCAUGCGACCACUUGUAGCCCGAGAACUAAACUUUGAUAUUGACCAAAAAGAAAACCCCACCGACAACUUUUAUAACUCUAUCGACGGUCCCGGCUACAGUGAUUAUUCUUCGGCAGAAGCCAAUAACAGUAUCAACUCGGAGCAACGCGCUACAGAAAGUCCUUCUCGAAAUGUAGAGGAAAUGUACGCUAAAGUAAUGAAAAAAGCUAAGGCGAAAGAAGAAUUAGUGUGGAAAUCAAAAGACCCCACUAAUACCGAAACUGAAACGAAAGUACUGAAAUAUCGAAGUGACGAUCCCGGAUAUGAAACUAUAGACCGGAAGCAAUCUGUUAAUCAUGGCUAUGAGACUAUAGCACGCAAGGAACGGAAAGGCUCCAAUCAGGAUCCAGGUUACGAGACGGUCAAGGAUAUAAAUAAAGCUGGCCCACCGAACUAUCCUAAUAACAAUUUAUCGAAAUUAAAUAGUUUGAAUGUCGACAGUGGCCCUAAUAGUAUUUUAAGUAGUGAUGCUGGAUACGAACAUAUUUCGAAGACAGAUGCCAAUGCUUCCGACUCGGAUCCAAAUUAUGAAGUGCUAAGAAAUCAACCACCGACACCGCCUUAUGCAACUAUUGCUCCUGACUACAAAGUCCAACCUACAUAUUCAACGGUAAAUAAGAGGACAGGAAAAUAUAACAAUUGGUCUGGUAACAAUAACGAUGACUCUACUUUAGAACCAAAUUACGAAUCGAUGACACACGAACCUUUUUAUAAUACUGGAAGCGAAUCUGAUUCUAAUUACGAAUCCGUUCGACCGAAAGAUUCCAGCUUUGAAAGUCAGGAUCCUAAUUACGAAUCGUUAAGAUGCAAAGAUCCUAAAUAUGAAUCUGUGCGAUCAAAAGACCCUAAAUACGACUCAGUUAGAUCUAAAAAAGAUCCAAACUAUGAAAGUGUAAAAUAUUUCGAAUUAUCUAAAAGAGAACCGCCAUAUGAGAAGGUCAACAACGAAACCGCUGAAAGCUCUGGUAUUGACAGAUCUGAUUCGUCAGCGGGUUACGAGAAGAUUAACGUUCAAAAAACGAAGGACUCAAAAAACAGUAUUAAUAAUGGAGCCGAUUGCACUGUAAGUGAUUAUUUCCAAGUUUAACUUUUGAUAUAAAGUAUUUUUUUUACUUGUAAUGGACCUACGAUGGCGUCAUAAACGUAGUUAGUGUUUGACGACAUACCUAGGAAUAACUUUGAGAUUUUGUGCUUUUUAUUUAUUUAUAUUUUUACAAAUAUACUGUGUAUAGUACCUCAAAGAUAGAUGUAACCUAAUAUCUUCCUUAGGUAUCUGUGAUAUAUAUUGUGAGUAUGAAAAUUUUCUUACUCAGUUAAGUUUUAAGUUCGACAUCAAUGUUGUUUAUGUUUUAUUAAAAUGCAGGCUUUUAAAACAUUUGUAAUCUCCAUUUAUUAGUGUGUUCAUAUUUUUAAAAACAGGUGUAUUACAUGUGAUUAUAUAUACAUACAUGUACAAAUUGUAGAGUGUACAUAUAAUUGCGGACGUAGUUUGUAACAGUUAGAACUAUGUUUUUUAAAUGUAUCUCUAUCUUAACCAAGUGCAUCGUAACAAAAGUAGAAACAUUUUGUAUACCUUCUGUAACUAAAUGUGUUAUAUUUAGUCGAUAUUUGAACUUAUAUGUUCUUUGAUCUGGUUGUCCAUAAUGACACAAUAUACAUCCAAUUAUUAUUUUAAACCGAUACACAUACACACAAACACACACACUGACAUAAUGAGAUCCAUUACCUUAUCAUACCUUUACCAUUUUUUUUCAUUCAUCAUGCAUUCAAAGCAAUUUUAACAACUAGUGCCCAUCCAUCCUCGAUCCAACAAGAGAAAUAUAAAUACAAUUUUGUUUAAUUAUUGUACAGGCAUUUAAUAUUAAUUUAGCGAAUUUAAACCAAUGGGCAUUUAAUAGCCAAAAUCCAUAUUUUUAUCGAAAUAUUUAAUGGUUCUAUAUAAUAAUACUAAACUGAUUCUAAUAUAUUUCUUGUGGUAUAUGAUAUAUUUUGUUUUUAUUAAUGGUUAUGUUUUGUUAUCAAUACACAAAGUAUGUUAUGAUUAUAAUUAAGUAUUUUAAGUUAAUUUAUCGUCCGUAUCGAUUAAAUAAAAAUAUGAUAGGUGACUUAUAAAGUAGUACCUGAUCUUUUGUUUUAAACAUAUAAUUUAUUAUGAAAUGUUUUAAAUUUAAAUAAAAAUUGUUUGGUUUUCGAUAAGUACUUACAUCAUAGUAAAACCCAUCCUUGGUAGUAUUAUUAUUAUUAAAUGUAUAAUGUUCAAUAUACAAGCUAUUAUUUGUCAUUAUAAUACAAAAUACUCUUGAUCCUAACGAGUGUAUUUACUUUUGGUGCUAUCAUCAAUAACAAAAAAUCAUUACAAAACAAAUUACUAAAUACAAUAUUCCACUUUUCUCACAAUUAUUAAGUUAUCUUAAUGCAAUAUAUAAAAUAAACACUUGUUCAAAUUUAAAUCUAGAGGUUUAACAUAUUACCUAACAACUGGUUAUUAUGGAUAAGAGAAUUUCCUUAUUUUGUUCAAAAAAAAUCAUUUAGCAGUUACGUCUUAUUUGUAUGAAAUUUUAAAAAAGUGAAGGACUUAUUUUCAAUCAAAUUUGUACAAAGUUUGUUGGAAAAAAAAUAAACCUCAAAAUUACCUCAGAUUUCAAGGUCACGUUUUUAAUUAAAUAAGUUGAUAGAUUUUUAUUAUUUUUUCUUUAUAGGUAAUUCUUAUUAAUAACUGUAAUAUAAUAUGAUGACAAUUUUAUUUUGUUACAAUUUGUUUUUAAUAGUUUUUAGAUUUGAUAACAGUUUGUACAAAUUUCCUUAAAAUCAACCACAUCAUAUUUAAAGAAAUCCAAUAAAAAUCAAUAGUGAGAUUAAUCAGUUCGAACGGAUUAAUGGAAAAAUCUAUGCAAUGAUAACAAGUUAAAUAUACUAUGUAAUCUUCUAACAAACCAAAUGCACUUCGAAUUUUUCUAAAGAUGCAUAACGACUUUUGAAGCUGAACAUUGUAUGGACUAUUUAUGUUAAUAUUUUAUGAUAUUGUUCUGAAACAACACAAUUUAUAUAAUUUUGUAUUCGGUUUAUAAAUACAAUUAUAAUAAUAAACCGAAUAUAAAAUUAUAUAUGGUGAAAUUCAAAACUAAACUAAAAUAUUUCUCUUUUAAAUCAGCCCUUAUAUAUUUCUGUUCGAUGUAAAUAUAAUUUUCGCUUAUGUAAGUGUUCUGUAUAUCCAAUUGAUGGAUUUAUAAAUGUAUCUGGCAACCAUUCCUUGAUCACAGUCGAUGGGUAAAUGAUAUAUUCAACGAAAUAAAGUAUGCCAUAUGAA
Molecule: messenger RNA, 5111 nt
Organism: Vanessa atalanta (red admiral)
Lineage: Eukaryota; Metazoa; Arthropoda; Insecta; Lepidoptera; Nymphalidae
Exons: 11
Coding region: 303-2891 (862 amino acids)
Source: RefSeq, a predicted model, not a curated record